This is a messenger RNA of Manduca sexta (tobacco hornworm), 4997 nucleotides long. Its product is annotated as chaoptin. The transcript is spliced from 5 exons. Lineage: Eukaryota; Metazoa; Arthropoda; Insecta; Lepidoptera; Sphingidae. The record is from RefSeq and is a predicted model, not a curated record. Bases 1 to 3702 code for a protein of 1233 amino acids. Gene Ontology annotation, molecular function: protein binding. Gene Ontology annotation, cellular component: extracellular matrix.
AUGGUGUUCGGCGAUGAGAUAGCGCGGAGUGCGCUGCGGCGGGUGGCGGUGGUGGCGUGGCUGCUGGUCGGCUCGGCGCCGCAGCGGCUCGAGCCAUGCGCCGGCAGCCCGCUGUGCUCCUGCCGCGCGCAGCACAUGUCCUGCAUUGCUGUGCCGCUGCAUAGGUUCCCAGAAUGGCCGCGGAUAGAAUUACACCACCUUGACAUAAGCAUGUCCAACUUAGAGGUUCUUUCGGAGAGCGCGCUUGACGGACUCCGGCUGCAAACACUAGUCUUAGUAGAUAACAAAUUGCACCACAUAGAACAAAACGCCUUGAGUUCAAUGGCAAACACGCUAGCGUCUUUGGACCUCGGCUUCAACGAAUUCACUGAUAUACCACAACAGGGCUUAAAGGAUCUCAAAGUUUUAAACUGGCUCAAUCUUCAGAACAACAACAUUGUUUACGUCGGGAGCGAUAUUAAGUGGCAUCAUCUCGAAGAUUCUCUCACAAGCCUCGUGCUGGCCAGUAAUCAAAUCACGCAGCUCCGAUCACAAGCCCUCACUUCAUUACACCAUCUCCUACAACUGGACUUAGAAGGAAACCACCUCAGAUCCAUAGCAUCUGACUCUUUACCUCCUUCAUUAACCUUCCUUAAGUUAUCCAAUAAUUUUUUACACGAAUUACCAUGUAAUUUACUAGUAAAUCUCCCAAGAUUACAAUCUAUACAUUUACGACACAAUUUCGUAUCGUUAGAUAAUAACUCGUGUCCCAACAACAGAAGUAAAAAGUUGGAGAAGAUAGACUUAAGUAACAAUAAAAUAAAUGAUUCCUCCGAGGUACUUUCGCGGCAGGAUCUCCAAGUAAGACAAAUUAUUUUAGAUGCGAACGAAUUAACUACGAUAAGAAGAUCACUUUUAGCGAGCAAUCGAAUCGAAAGAUUAUCUGUAUCGUACAACAAGCUUACCUCCGUCAGUCGGGAUCUAUUUUUGUCGUUGAAAAAUUCGCUAGAACAUCUGGAAUUGGAGCACAAUAUAUUGUUUCACUUGCCGGACAGCCUGGCUCAGGUCGCGCGGCUGCGGCAUUUAUCUUUAGCUUACAACCGUCUGGAGGACUCGCCCCAACUACCGACCCGUAUACAGACGCUCUCGCUGGCGGGCAACUUUCUUACUGUUAUACCGUCCGCGCUGCAAACGCUUGAGCCGGGAUCCAUUCGAUAUCUCGACUUGAGCUACAACAGAAUAUCAACUUUGCUCCCCAGCGAAUUUUACGACUGGUCCACCUCGCUGGGCACUAUUAACUUGAGGGGUAAUAGAAUUGCACAGAUAUACAACAAUGUUUUCCCGGCAAAUAUGCCCGUGAAGGAGAUAAAUCUGAGCUUUAACGACCUGUACUACGUGCACCCGCAAUCCUUCUCGAACGUGACCGGCUCGUUGCAUGUUUUGGAGUCGUCUUCGACGCUGUUCAGUGGUCACUUCCCCUUCGAAAUUGAGAAUGGUUUGGAGAAUUUGAGCUGGCUGUCGUUUGACAACAAUGAUUUUCAUAUACUCAAAUUGUCUGACAUGGCGGCCUUCCCGCAUCUGAAGUAUCUAAAUUUAGACUACAACAGGAUAGUGGACAUAGUUGUCGACAACGACAAUCGGAACGUGUCGCUGUCGCUAAGCAACAUAAGGAUGGCGUAUAAUUUUCUCAACUCGAUACAAAGCGGCACGUUUGCUCAUAUAACGGAGUUGCGGAACUUAGAUUUAUCUUACAACAGGAUCAGCAACUUAACUAAGCAUAGCUUCACCAACUUACCGAACUUGAGAUAUUUAUCUGCAGCGGGGAACAUAAUCGAUUUCAUGGAAGUUGAGACAUUCGCAAAUUUACCAAAAUUAGAAAUAUUAGAACUUCAAGGUAAUAAUCUAACAAGCUUGUCGUUGAGUUCGUUUUACAAUGUGUCCCAGGCGGACGUGACCUUUACGUUGAACGUGAGUAGAAAUAGUUUGAAGUACAUUGAAGUCGGGUCUCCUUUGGCCGUUAACAUAUUUGAUGGCUCCCACAAUUCCCUUACCGAAGUGCCAAGUAAUUUCUUUAUAGCAGUAGAAUCCACGAUACGGCAAAUAAUUUUGUCUUACAACAAGAUCACUCAGAUAUCUAACGAGGCGUUCGGGGACGCGACCUCCUUACAAAUAUUAGACGUACAUAAAAACAAUAUAAACCUCGUUAAGAGAAAAUCUUUUUUGAGUCUUUUAUCUUUGCAAAUUUUGGACUUGUCUUUUAAUACGAUAUCGCAACUAUCUGUGGAACAAUUCUACAAUUUAAACAAACUAAGGUAUUUGAAACUGGACCAUAACGUUCUGAGGCUACUUCCGAGAGACGUAUUCAAAAACACGAUCAUAGAACAUUUGGAUUUAGGGUACAACGACAUAUCUUUAUUCCCGGUCACGGCUCUCUCGCAAAUAGGUUUCACUCUGAGGUACCUAGAUUUGUCUAACAACCACAUAGAGUACCUAGACAGUAAUAUAUUCCGUAACACGCAGUUUCUAUCCAGUUUAAAUCUAGCUAGUAAUCUGUUGACAGUACUUCCGGAUAACACGUUUUCGAGUUUAGGCGGGCUGCGUAAGCUUGACCUCAGCUUUAACUUCAUAAAGGCUAACUACAAGGAGCUGUUUCAUAAUCUCCUCAACUUGAGGCAUUUGAAUCUCGCAAACGUAACGUUAAAGUCGGUGCCUUAUCUGUCCCUCACAAACUUAACUUAUCUCAAUUUAUCCUCAAAUUUCAUUAACAGUUUUAAAGAGACUGAUGUUAAGCGUUUGGUUAAUCUGCGCCAUUUAGAUUUAGGAAAUAACCGUCUCACCUCUCUCGUGCCAAAAAUGUGGGUUCCUUUGAACAAAUUAAACACGCUCGACAUUUCUCACAAUCCUAUUAUAAGAAUAACGCCAAAUAGUUUUAAAUGGUUAAGUAAUUUGUCUCAUUUGAAUUUAGUCGGUUUGAAAAAUGUAAAUAUAAUUGAUCAGGAUUCAUUCCGUCCCUUAAUCUCCCUGAGAUCGCUGCAUAUCCAGACAUGGUCAACUAUAAACCACUCGACAUUCCGCAUCGCCAACAUCACCUCAUCCUUACCUUCCUUGUACAAGCUAGUGAUACAAUGGACCGACGAGGUCAUGAACAAACAGUUGCACGGAAUAGACGCCACCAACAUCCGCUACUUGGAAAUCAGGGGCGUGAACCUGCAAAAAAUCCUGGACGACGCAUUCGAGCCCUUUCAGAGCAGUCAAGAGCUGUUCAUAAGGAUAACCGCAACGUCGCUAACGAGGCUGCCGACAGCGUUUAUGAAGCAUCUUGGGCGAGUGCCGCAGCUGGGAGUCGACAUCAGCUACAACAAACUGACGACGCUAAACCCUGCCAUAUUCUACCCCAACUUUACAAGCUGGAGCCAUGUUGCGACAAAAUUACUCGCAGGAGGGUUAAUCCUCACCGGGAACCCGCUACGCUGCGACUGCGAACUUGCCUGGCUCGGGGCGUGGCUCCGUCGAUGGCUGCAGGAAAACGAGCCUGGAGGCGAGCUGCAGCGCGCAGUCCACGGCGCCACCUGCCUCGACCAACACGGCAGGCCUGCCCAACUACUCCAACUGAGGACGGACGAGGCGGAGUGCCAUGCCAGCGCACUCUCCAGCGACGCUCAGCCCAACUACACCCAACUGUACACGAUAGCCGCCGCAGCCUGGAUCCUCCUGCUCAGAUGAUGUCCAGAGUAAUAGUAGACUUUUACACGAGUAGACGUGAUUUGUGCAUAGUUAAGUGACUUGGAGGUGAUAAUUUAAGUAGAUGUCUGUGAUUGUAACGUAAGCACGUGUUGGCAGCGGGUAAGUCCUUAAUUUGGACCUUAUUCUGUAUGACAAUAAACACGUUCAGCGACCGUGUCAUGUUAUCUUCGUGAAAUUUGGGUGGAAUGGUAUUCUGUAUGCCAAUUUCUAUUGUCUUAAACGUGACGCGGUGCGUUGAGUGCUUGUUGCGCAUUGUCAAAAUAACGUGUGGGAUAGAGAAUAAGGCUCCUGGAUAAUAUUGCGUACAAUUAGCCAAAACAGCCGAAGAAAUUCAAAAUUUCAAAUAGCUAUACAUGUUAAGUUUAAAUUUGGUAAGUAAAUUAAAUCCUUUUUUAUUAUUUUUGUGAAAUAAAUGGGAACAGCACAAAAUUGUAUACGUAUUUAAAGUUUUAAAUCUAGUUAGCUUAAGUGACUGUACGUUUGUAUACAAUUAAAAGUUUAUUUCCAUUAAACUAAGAAAUUCAUAUUGUUUCAGAGUCUUAAAACAUUUCUAAUUAGUAUUUUCAAUAAACGAUCCCAAUCUCAAUCUUUAAUCCGAUCCCAAGAAUGAACCAAUCAAAAUAACUCAUUUGUAAACAUGUCAAAAAUACUUUGUUCUGAUUGGUUCAUUUUGCGAUAGAUCGUAAAAGCGAUUGGAUUAUUGAAAAUGACGGUUAACGAUAAAACUGACAAAAUAAUGUUGACUAAAAAGUUUAUUAUACGAUUAAUUUUAUGCGCAUAUUAUUUUUAUAAUUACGUGAAAUUAGCUAUGAGAAGCGAAACAAAACCCACUAACUAAAGUACUAUCCCGCCAUUUGUACGUGAUGUUAUACUGCAUGCACCACACGCUAUAAUUUUCUUAAUCUAUGACAGAUUUACCGCUGUUGAGCUAUCGUGGUUCGCCGCGUCUGUGUGCAAAAGGCAUAAAGGGAGUUUCGCUACUCAUAGCGGCAAAAACGGUAGGCAUUUUGGCUGUACCUCUGGCGUUGUAACAUCCAUAGGCAAGGAUGCUGCUUACCAUCAUUGUGACCGCUUGCUCGUUUGCCUUCUUAGGCAUUAAAAAAAAGAUAUUAAAACAGGAUUUAGUCGAAAAAUUCAAAACUAAGGACUUACCAAAGCUUAUCAACACAAAUUUUAGUUCCGUAGGCCUAUAUAGGUUUCUCACUUGGAAAAUACGGUUUCCCCCCACCAAAAUGAUCUAUACGCCAUAUUUUUACUGUACCCGACGAUGCUGU